GUCAGAACGCAUGCGCAGCUCCUCCAUGUAGCUGUAUGAAUCUCGCUGUCGUUUUUUGUCAUAAAAGGCGUAGUGGAUGUGGCGGUUUCUAGUUGGCUUAGUUAGGGGCGGUGCUUAGUCUCUAGUUCCAGUUGGAACUGCAGGAGCUGGGCGGGGUUGUCUGGCGCGCUGCCUUCCUUGAUGUCAGAUUGCGGCAGAAAAAGGCGGAGCAGGGACUGCGGCACAGACUGGCUGGUGGGCGAAGCCAGUCGUGGCUGACCUAUUUUUGCGGCGGCCAUCUUCCUUCUCUUAUUUGUACGGCAGGGACUGAGAGAGGGUCUCCGUUUAUGGCUUCCGCCCCUUAAUUUGCCCUUUUCUGCAGCUUCGUCCAUCUUGAGUGACACUAUGAGUGGCUGCCGUGUGUUCAUUGGGAGGUUGAAUCCCGCAGCCAGAGAAAAGGAUGUGGAGAGAUUUUUCAAGGGGUAUGGACGGAUCCGAGACAUUGACCUGAAAAGAGGCUUUGGAUUUGUGGAAUUUGAAGAUCCCAGAGAUGCUGAUGAUGCAGUGUAUGAGUUGGAUGGAAAAGAGCUUUGUAGUGAACGAGUAACAAUUGAACAUGCAAGGGCCCGUUCUAGAGGUGGAAGAGGCAGAGGGCGAUACUCUGACCGUUUUAGUAGUCGGCGUCCACGAAAUGAUAGAAGAAAUGCUCCACCUGUAAGGACAGAAAAUCGACUCAUUGUAGAAAAUUUGUCAUCCAGAGUCAGCUGGCAGGACCUCAAAGACUUCAUGAGGCAAGCUGGGGAGGUAACCUUUGCAGAUGCACAUAGACCUAAAUUAAAUGAAGGGGUGGUUGAAUUCGCCUCUUACAGUGAUCUAAAGAAUGCCAUUGAAAAACUGUCUGGCAAGGAAAUCAAUGGAAGGAAAAUUAAGUUAAUUGAAGGCAGCAAAAGACACAGUAGGUCAAGGAGCAGGUCUCGCUCUCGUAGCAGGAGCUCUUCGCGGUCUCGCAGCCGUUCCCGCUCCCGAAGCCGUAAAUCUUACACCAGAUCCAGAAGCCGUAGCCGCAGCAAGUCACGUUCAGUUAGUAGAUCUCCUGUCCCUGAAAAGAGCCAGAAACGUGCUUCUUCAAGUAGAUCCAAGUCUCCAGCUUCCGUGGACCGUCAGAGAUCUCGCUCAAGGUCGAGGUCUGUUGAUAGUGGCAACUGAGUUGCCAUGCGGACUCUUAAAAACAUACUUGCUAAUAGUGAUGGUAAGUAUGUGACUUCUGGAGCAGAGAAUGAAUGGGGGAGGGACUGGGACUUAACAGCCUUGUAAAUGCGGACCACAGAAGUUGUUGAACUAAUAGUAUUGUCUUUUUGAUAAUCUUUUUCCUGCUCACUUCAUUAAGUCAGAAGUGUAUAGCUUUGUGUAUAUUGGUAGAGCUCUUUAUAAAGAAUUUUUUGUAUUUUAAAAAACUUGACUUCUGAACAUUUAGUUCUAGGUGUAUUCUUGUAAUUGGCAUUUCAGGGUGUUGAAUGUUUGAAAUUGGUUACAGAGCUCUUAUACUGGCUGUUAAUAAAGCUUUUAUUUCGGA
Molecule: messenger RNA, 1552 nt
Organism: Heteronotia binoei (common prickly gecko)
Lineage: Eukaryota; Metazoa; Chordata; Lepidosauria; Squamata; Gekkonidae
Gene: SRSF5
Product: serine and arginine rich splicing factor 5
Exons: 7
Coding region: 385-1185 (266 amino acids)
Cellular component (GO): nucleus; ribonucleoprotein complex; cytoplasm
Molecular function (GO): mRNA binding
Source: RefSeq, a predicted model, not a curated record